Molecule: messenger RNA, 642 nt
Organism: Candidozyma duobushaemuli
Lineage: Eukaryota; Fungi; Ascomycota; Pichiomycetes; Serinales; Metschnikowiaceae
Exons: 1
Coding region: 1-642 (213 amino acids)
Biological process (GO): transcription initiation at RNA polymerase II promoter
Cellular component (GO): transcription factor TFIID complex; nucleus; SAGA complex
Molecular function (GO): promoter-specific chromatin binding; RNA polymerase II general transcription initiation factor activity
Source: RefSeq, a predicted model, not a curated record
AUGUCAGAUAUGGAAGAAUCUAGCGAGGCCAGAAAUGAGGCAAUAGAUAGAGUUGAUGAUGAAGAGUUUGAUGAUGCGGAUACAGAGUUGGUGGGUCGGUUUGAUGAACCCACAAAAAACGAAGAGAAUCUUGCCAAUAAUGAACCCAAGACUAGCACAUCUUUGCAUGACCUCCCGAACAUAGCCAGGAAGGAUAAAAGCUUACAAGAGAUGCUAGAAUUGAUGGAUAAAGACUUUCUGCCUAUUAUUCCUGAUGCUGUCACGGAUUACUAUCUUGCUCGGAAUGGUUUCGAAACGGCUGAUGUCAGAGUCAAAAGGCUACUAGCCCUUGCCACACAAAAGUUCAUCUCUGACAUUGCUCAGGACGCUUAUGAGUACUCAAGAAUAAGAAGCUCGUCAGCUGUUUACAACUCUUCUAAUCCUCAAGUGAGGGCUAAACAGCUUUUACAAGGGCAACAAUUUGCUAAUCAACUGAGUACUGGAACUGGCACAGGCGUCGACAAUGCAACUGAGCAGCUGCAGCCACAGCUGCAUUUUAAUGCUGGCCAUCAACAAGGCAAGAUUGUUCUUACCAUGGAAGAUUUGAGCAAUGCUUUAAGCGAAUACGGCGUGAAUGCUGCCAAACCAGACUUCUAUCGAUAA